Molecule: messenger RNA, 1065 nt
Organism: Striga hermonthica
Lineage: Eukaryota; Viridiplantae; Streptophyta; Magnoliopsida; Lamiales; Orobanchaceae
Source: the annotation of a GenBank genome assembly
AUGGCUCUGAAAGCCGUCCACGUCACCGAUGUUCCCAAUCUCGAUAACAAUGCAUCCCUUUCUCUCUACCCUUCUCCUUCCUCCAGGGGCGCGGGCAAUGGGAGUACGACGGAGCCGAAUUUUAUGUUGAUCGGGCACAAUGGGAACGGGAUGAAUGAGCUGCAGUCGUCGGAUUUGAGGAUGAAGGCUGUGAAGGAGAACACCAUCCUCUCCUUCAAUACCGCCGCCAAAAACCCCAUUGAUUUCGUUGAGUUUGAUGUUCAGGUGACAAAAGAUGGGAUUCCCGUUAUUUUCCACGACAUCUUCAUCUUCUCCAAAUAUAAUGGGACAAUCUACGAAAAGCGGGUCACUGAACUGUCUCUGUCCGAGUUCCUUAGCUACGGUCCUCAAAGAGAAUCAAAUUCCAAAGGGAAACCCCUGUUGAGGAAAACAAAGGAUGGCAAAAUUGUAAAUCGGGAAGUUGAAUCCGACCAUCCCGCCUGCACACUACAAGAGGCUUUCCAGGAAGUGAAGCCCUCGAUCGGUUUCAACAUUGAAUUGAAAUUCGACCAUCACAUUGUUUACCAGUCGGAAUAUCUUAACUGCGUGCUGCAAGCAGUGCUGCAAGUCGUCUUUCAACACGCCAAAGAAAGGCCUGUAAUCUUCUCGACUUUCCAACCGGAUGCCGCCUUACUAGUUAAGAAGCUUCAAAACACUUACCCCGUGUUUUACCUCACGAAAGGUGGGAACGAAAUAUACUAUGAUGUCCGGAGAAAUUCUUUGGAGGAGGCCAUCAAAUUGUGCAUUGAGGGCGGAUUGUCUCGGAAGUUAGGGCUAUUUUUGGAAAUCCGGCUGCUUAAUGUGCCUGAGGCAGUGUACAUGCAACAUUUGAUGGGUGUGGAUGGUGUGAUUGUUGAUUUCGUGCAAGAUAUAACGGAGGCUUUUACGAAAAUGCUGAAGCCUUGUGAGGAGGGAGUUGAGAAAGAGAUUUUGUUUGGAAAAGUUGAGGUUAUGGGGAGAAAGCCUCAGUUCUCACAGAAUGAGUUGGCUUUCUUGUUGAAGCUUAUCCCUGAGCUGAUACAGUGA